AUGAUCAGCCGAGAGGAUAUCAUCGCCCUAGAGGCGCGUUGCUUAGAGCAAAUCCGAGAGGAUGCCCUAUACUCGCUGCGGAACGACGCCAAACUGCGGGCGGUGCGGACGUCGAAGAAUUAUGACGAAUUCAAAAAUAUUGUCGAUUCGGCGCACUUGACACCACUGACCGCGGGUGAUAAAAGCAAUGCGAAAACCAAGCACCGCCUUUGGAACAGCUCGUCACGAUUGUAA
This is a messenger RNA of Anopheles cruzii, 234 nucleotides long. RefSeq names its product coiled-coil domain-containing protein 103. Gene Ontology annotation, biological process: inner dynein arm assembly; determination of left/right symmetry; epithelial cilium movement involved in extracellular fluid movement. The record is from RefSeq and is a predicted model, not a curated record. Bases 1 to 234 code for a protein of 77 amino acids. The transcript has 2 exons. Gene Ontology annotation, cellular component: outer dynein arm. Lineage: Eukaryota; Metazoa; Arthropoda; Insecta; Diptera; Culicidae.